GGCAGCCCCGCGGAGAACUACAAAUCCCGGCGAUACCAAGGAACAGUUCAUUCUCACAACCAGUGGGUGUAGCUGCAAUGGUGGUGUCAGUGGGACAUUGAAUGACUUUGGCUCCAUCACCAGAAUAGCUGCUCAUUUCAUUCAAGCAACGAAAGAGAGUCACUUGACGUCGACUAUGGAGGCUCUUAUCCCCGUUAUCAACAAGCUCCAAGAUGUGUUUAACACGGUGGGGGCGGACAUCAUACAGCUGCCGCAGAUAGCAGUGGUGGGAACCCAGAGCAGCGGGAAGAGCUCCGUGCUGGAGAGCUUGGUUGGCAGAGACCUGCUGCCCCGUGGGACUGGCAUCGUAACCAGGCGACCUCUCAUUCUGCAGCUGGUCCACGUUGACCCCGGGGAUGUCAGGAAGAGCGAUGACAGUGGCAGAGAAGGUGAAGAAUGGGGCAAGUUUCUACACACCAAAAAUAAGAUCUACACAGAUUUUGAUGAAAUCAGGCAAGAAAUCGAAAAUGAGACGGAAAGAAUAUCAGGGAAUAAUAAGGGGAUCAGCGAUGAACCCAUUCACCUAAAGAUCUUCUCUCCUCACGUCGUCAACCUCACUCUGGUGGAUCUGCCAGGAAUCACCAAGGUGCCUGUGGGUGAUCAGCCUAAGGACAUCGAAGUUCAAAUCAGAGAUCUUAUCCUGAAGCACAUCUCCAACCCCAACUGCAUCAUCCUGGCUGUCACCGCCGCUAACACAGACAUGGCCACCUCAGAGGCCCUCAAGGUCGCCCGCGAGGUCGACCCUGACGGCAGGAGGACGCUGGCUGUGGUGACCAAGCUGGACCUGAUGGAUGCUGGCACCGAUGCCAUGGACGUCCUGAUGGGCAGAGUCAUCCCUGUCAAACUGGGCCUCAUCGGAGUCGUCAACAGGAGUCAGCUGGACAUCAACAAUAAAAAGUCUGUGGCUGAUGCCAUCCGAGACGAACAUGCUUUCCUGCAGAAGAAAUAUCCAUCUCUCGCCAAUAGAAACGGCACCAAAUAUUUGGCCAGGACUCUGAACAGGUUACUGAUGCAUCACAUCAGAGACUGUCUCCCUGAGCUGAAGACACGGAUCAACGUCCUGGCAGCUCAGUACCAGUCCCUGCUCAGCAGCUACGGUGAACCUGUAGAGGACCAGAGCGCCACCUUACUGCAGCUCAUCACCAAGUUCGCUGCAGAGUACUGCAACACCAUCGAGGGCACCGCCAAAUACAUCGAGACAGCAGAACUGUGCGGCGGAGCCAGAAUUUGUUACAUAUUCCAUGAGACGUUUGGCAGAACACUGGAGUCCGUGGAUCCUCUGGGAGGACUCAACACCAUAGAUAUACUAACAGCCAUCAGGAACGCCACGGGGCCACGUCCGUCCCUGUUUGUCCCUGAAGUUUCCUUCGAGCUGCUGGUGAAAAAGCAGGUGAAACGCCUAGAGGAGCCCAGUCUGCGCUGCGUGGAGCUGGUCCAUGAGGAGAUGCAGAGGAUUAUACAGCACUGCAGCAACUACAGCACACAGGAGCUGCAGAGAUUCCCUAAGCUUCAUGAAGCCAUAGUGGAGGUGGUGACCUCCCUCUUGAGGAAGAGGCUGCCCAUCACCAAUGAGAUGGUCCAUAACCUGGUCGCCAUUGAGCUGGCCUACAUCAACACCAAGCAUCCAGACUUUGCAGAUGCCUGUGGGGUGAUGAACAACAACAUAGAGGAGCAGAGGAGAAACAGGAUGAGAGAGCUGCCCACUGCAGUGCCCAGGGAUAAGUCUGUUGGCAAAGGUCCGGCUGGCCCAACUGUGGUCUCUGGCGAGCCCCCUGCGUCUGGAGCAGACAUGGACGGUGCCAAGGCUCCCGCUGCAGGGCCACAGGGGGAGCAGGAUGGCACGGGGAACUGGAGGGGGAUGCUGAAGAAGGGAGACGAGGCUCCAGGCUCAGGACCCGGAAGCCCCCUUAAAGGAGCUGUCAACCUGCUGGAUGUGCCUGUGCCCGUUGCCAGGAAGCUGUCUUCGCGCGAGCAGCGGGACUGUGAGGUCAUCGAGCGUCUCAUCAAGUCCUACUUCCUCAUCGUCCGCAAGAACAUCCAGGACAGUGUGCCCAAGGCGGUGAUGCACUUUCUGGUCAACCACGUGAAGGACAGCCUCCAGAGCGAGCUGGUCGGUCAGCUGUAUAAGUCUGGCCUUCUCAACGACCUGCUGACCGAGUCAGAAGACAUGGCCCAGCGGCGCAAGGAGGCCGCAGACAUGCUGCAGGCGUUGCAGAAAGCCAGCCAGGUGAUUGCCGAGAUCAGAGAAACACAUCUGUGGUGAAAACUCAACAAGGAGAGCUCAACCUGAUCUGUUGAUCUGUUAUCUCCUCUUCAUGCCUGAAGGACCCGCUCCAUCUGUGUGUCUCGAUCCAACAUGCAUUCAUCAUGUCUGCACUUGAAAAAGUCUUGAAUUUGCCAACAAUGAAAAUUUGUAAUGGUUCCUGGUGAGUUUCGAUCUCAUACUGGCCCACUACUACCUAAAGGAAACUGAGGUUGUAUUUCUAUUUAAAUUAUACAGCAAAUGUGCUUGGCAUUGUCUGUAUGAAAGUGCACUGACCUGUUAGGUAAUGUUUAGGGUAGAGUUUUAGAAAUUGUAGCCGCUACGCACAGCUUCUUGAGAAAGUUUGAUCGAGCCGCGCAGCAAAAGGCAGAGGACUUUUCAUCUUUGAUGGGCUUUGGAUUACCAGUAUGAAAAUGGACUUUGUGUGAAGUGGAAAUGAGAGUUUGAUGCGUUUUUGGCAGCUGCACAAAGCAUUCAAAACUAUUUCAGCUCUGGGUUAUAUAAAAUCAAUCAAUAAUACCCAUCCCUUUAUCUGUAACCUUUUCAUUUAAGCAUAGCUGUUGUGUGUAAGAAAACCAUGGAACCUCAAAAGGCCAGUCAAAGUCCAAUACUACAGCAGGGAUUGGUAAUUAAAAUGCAUAGGGUGCUGCUCACUUGCGGCAGCCCGAACAAAGCCAAUGUUAGUCCUCUGUCCUGUGUACAUAUUGUCACUUGACUUUGGUGCACUGUUGUUACCACACUGUACUGUAUAGAAAACCAUCCAUGCACUGUAUAUCACCAGAAUCUUUAUUUAUUGACAUGUUAUUUGACGUUUGUGGUUAAUGUCAGUACUACUGCAGCUUACUGCGGUCGGUUGGUUCAUUAUGUUUACAUAUUGAAGCCUACAUGUGAAACUUACAGUGCACUGUGUUCUCUGUGCAUGGUUCCCAAAAUAAUGAAUAAAUAGAGGUAUUUUACUGCCAAAUCA
Myripristis murdjan (pinecone soldierfish) is the source of this 3269-nucleotide messenger RNA. Its product is annotated as dynamin-1-like protein. The coding region runs from base 176 to 2302 and encodes 708 amino acids. Gene Ontology annotation, molecular function: GTPase activity; microtubule binding; GTP binding. The transcript is spliced from 19 exons. The record is from RefSeq and is a predicted model, not a curated record. Gene Ontology annotation, biological process: intracellular distribution of mitochondria; mitochondrial fragmentation involved in apoptotic process; peroxisome fission. Gene Ontology annotation, cellular component: membrane; microtubule; cytoplasm. Lineage: Eukaryota; Metazoa; Chordata; Actinopteri; Holocentriformes; Holocentridae.